Messenger RNA from Pristis pectinata (smalltooth sawfish), 2592 nucleotides. It is a transcript of the gene ercc8, whose product is annotated as excision repair cross-complementation group 8. Gene Ontology annotation, molecular function: protein binding. NCBI's taxonomy places the organism in Eukaryota, Metazoa, Chordata, Chondrichthyes, Rhinopristiformes, Pristidae. Gene Ontology annotation, biological process: proteasome-mediated ubiquitin-dependent protein catabolic process; transcription-coupled nucleotide-excision repair; protein polyubiquitination. The record is from RefSeq and is a predicted model, not a curated record. Gene Ontology annotation, cellular component: nucleotide-excision repair complex; Cul4A-RING E3 ubiquitin ligase complex.
CAUACUCCUGCUCUUUGCAUUCGUCUUCCUCUCCCAACAUGGCGGCGCCCGGCACACAGCCCGUUGUCAUGUGAACGGCCCGGACUCGUCCCGUUGCUGGUGACAGACGCCAGUCCCCGGCCGCCUCCUUUGGUUCACGGCAAAGCGUGCGCAGGUUUGAUGCGGGUGGUCGGGGUCUUACGGGGAUGCUCGCCCUUUUGGCAGCUCGUCGGAGCGGCUGCGAUGAGCCGCUGAGGGUGCGGCGAGCGGAGUCCACCCGGAGAGUGCUAAAUCUGGAAUUAAACAACGACAGGGAUGUACAGCGAAUCCAUGGAGGUGGAGUUAAUAGCCUUGAUAUUGAUCCUGUUGAGCAAAAGUACAUGUUGUCUGGUGGAGCAGAUGGUGUUAUUGCAAUAUAUGAUUUGGAGAAUGCCACAAAAAAGCUACAGUAUACUUGCAAGGCAAUCUGCACAGUGGGCAGGUCCCAUGGUCAUGUGCACAAGUUCAGCGUGGAGACUGUUCAGUGGUAUCCUUGUGAUACUGGCAUGUUUACAUCAAGCUCAUUCGAUAAAACUUUGAAAAUAUGGGAUACAAAUAUACUGCUGCCUGCUGAAAUGUUUACCUUUGAAGGAACAGUCUAUUGUCAUCAUAUGUCACCAAUCGCAACCAAACACUGUCUGAUAGCCGGUUAGUAUAAUGAUAUUGGUACCAAGAAUCCUAAAGUACAGUUAUGUGAUCUUAAAUCUGGAUCCUGCACCCACAUUCUGCAGGGCCAUAGAGGUGAGGUGUUAUCUGUGAAAUGGUCACCACGUCAUGAACAUAUACUAGUAACAGCAAGUGCCGAUAGCAAAGUUAGGAUCUGGGAUGUACGGAAUGCUUCUGGGAGUUUAAUUGUGCUUGAUCAGCACAAUGGUGAGAUUGCCAAAUCUUCUUCAGAAUCAGCAAACACUGGCUCAUAAUGGACGUGUUAAUGCCUAUGCUUUACUAGUGAUGGGCUUCAUCUUUUAACUAUUGGUACAGAUGAUCGCAUGAGACUCUGGAAUAGUUCCACGGGGGAAAAUACACUGGUGAACUAUGGAAGAGUGUGCAAUGGCAGCCGAAAGAAUCUCAAGUUUACGGUGUCCAGUGGCUGCAGCCCAGAUUUUGCCUUUGUCCCUGUCGAUAGUUGUAUUGCAGUUUAUGAUAUCUACGCAGGACAACUGCUAACUGAACUCAGGGGGCAUUAUAAUUAUGUAAACUGCUGCACAUUCCAGUCUUACUUCCAGGAGCUCUAUAGUGGUGGCAGUGAUGUUAAUAUUUUAGCAUGGAUUCCAGAUCUUGGUCGAAUAGGUGUGGAAAAUGAUGAACCUAAAGGGUGUGAAGCCAGAACCUCUCAAAAUGCCAUCUUCCAAGAUGAAUGGAGCAGCAGUGAUGAAGAAAAUUGAAUUUCAUCUUAUUCUUUGGGACAAAAAAGAACUGUUUCAAAUACGUGGGUACAGCUGUUCAGAAUUGUCCAAAUGCUGAGUACAACAAUAAGAUGAAAAUAUACAGCUUAAAUGAAGGAACUAAGAUUUCCAAUGGCUUCUUUGAUAUAUACAUCAUCUAAUUAUAGUACUAAGGCAUACAGACCCUGAUUAUUCAUAUGACUGAUCUGAAGAAACUGACCUCAAUUCAGGGGAACAAAUUGAGUCCUUCAAUUGGCCUCCAUCCAUAGCCUCAGGUCAAAGAAAAAAACAUCUUGGUUCCACUGCUAACCACUGUCCAGUUAUCCCUUUGUUCAGAUGAUUUUCAACUCACUAUCAACAGUUUGCUGAUAAGCUCUAGGUUUGUAUACAAAUCUACAUACUUGAAAGAGGUAUGGAAAGCUGAUAAAAUACCACAGAAGCAGGAACUCGUUCCAAUAGGUCAUAGGUGGUACUAGAAAUAUAAUUUUGUUCUGAAUUAGCAAUUAUGCUGUUAAGAUUUAAAAACUCAAAUCUUUUAGAGUACUUCAUCUGCCAAACUGAUUUAUGUUUUUUUACUUUUUUGAAGAUGGAUUACCUUUAAUGAUUUAAAUGAGUUUUCAACACAGAACAAUUCCCAGGUUGAAUGUUCUCAGUGUGAAUUUAAAACAAGACUGACCACACUUGAGUAGUUCCUGUCCCAGAAACACAUGCACAGUGAUGCAUAUACCUGAUGUACAACUUAAACAACUGCAAUUUAUCUUGUUACAACUAAUUUGCAUUCAGAUUAUGGUUAAGAACUCAUGGAAUUAAUGGAUGAAUAUCAGAGUACUAGUACUGUACUUUGUUAUCGUACAUGUAUGUGUACCGAAUUUGGGUGUUUACCUUGUUACCUGCCAGUUUAAACUUUAUAGUCUGUUGUAUUUUUCAAAAAAGUUUCGAAGUGUGUCUAAUGAAGGCUGGGAAAUGCAGACUUAACUGAUAUUGAGGAAUCUUAACAGUUGAAUUUACUAUAAAUUAUUGUAUAACAUUAUUUUAUAUGCAUGGUAAAAGAAGCAUAUGUUUAAACGAAGAACAUUUUUGAACUCAAAAGAUUUGACAAUUGAUGAAUAAAUACUGGAUAUGUGCACAUUAAGUGUACAUAUUCUGUUACAUACUAUUUAAAUAACUGGAUAUGGUAUUUGAAAGACAU